Molecule: messenger RNA, 4518 nt
Organism: Blepharisma stoltei
Lineage: Eukaryota; Ciliophora; Heterotrichea; Heterotrichida; Blepharismidae
Source: the annotation of a GenBank genome assembly
AUGAGUAUUCGAUUAUAUGUGACCUUAUUAAAACACUCAGAUUCACAAAUUGAGUACAAGAAGCUUAUUCUUAUGGUUGAGACUACUGUUAAAAUCUCAAUGCUCAAAAGGAAGAUUGAGCAAGAAUUCACUGAGCUUUUUCCAAUUGAAAGGCCAUUCAUUUGUGGAAAAGUUGAUGAUCAAUACGGUUACAGCUUAUCUAACACUUCUUUUGUAGGGGAUUUAUUGAAGAACGAUGAUAGAAUUGUAGCAGUUCCUGAUGAAAAUGGGCCUGGUUUUAUAUCAGCUCAUGAUACUCAUGAGUUAUUAUCAAUGCUCUCUACAAUUCAAGAAAACAUUGUUGGCAAAUUGUCAGAAGCCGCUGUUGUAGCCCACCAGCCUCCAGAAGAAUUGAUUUUAAGUAUCCUCCCACUAGGUUUUACCCAAAACCCUGCAACAUUGCAUAGUGUAUGUACCAUUUUGACAAAAGGAAUUCAUGAAGGAACAGUAAGAUUAUUAGACGACCGCUCUUAUAGCAACCUUCUCAGUAUGCUAAUUACUGUAUUACAAUACUGAGUUAUGGAGCUUAUGGAUAGAGAUAGCAUUGUCCAGCAAGCAGUUAUCGAUAUUUUAGAAAUCUGCAUGAGAAGCAGACUUUUUACGGGCUCUUUCAGCCCUUACGAGAUAAGGGAUUUAGGUACAAUAAAAGAUCAUUUUUUCACUGUUAUCCGAAUCAGACUCAUCAUAGAAAAAAAAAUUUAGUUUGCUCCUGGCAUCACGCAAUCUACUGAGUAAAUUUACAGUCAAAUUUGGCGUUAAAUUUUUUUUUUUAUUUAUAAUAAAAAGAAUUCAAGAACUCAGCAACAAAAGAAACCAUUCUUUAAUUAAGAUAAAAAUCUGUUCAGAUCGUAAAAUAGAGAUCCUAGCUUUUAACAUGAAAGCGAAUUCAGGAAGUCAGUUGAUUGCAAAUACUGGCUCACAGUAUGUGGAAACUAAUGAAUGGUUCUCUAAUAGCAAUACGCAAACGCUUAUGUAAUUGAUAAGACAAUUACUGUCUACGUUAGAAUAAAGAACUGAAUUCGUUUCUUCAUGAGAGAACUGUUUAUCAUAUAACAGAAAAAUCGGUAAAAGUCAUAUGUCUAUGCGCAUUCAGAUAUACUAAUUGACCAAGAAUAGCCCACUAAGGAGCCAUUCUUGGUCUGCCAGAAAAAAAAUUGACAAAAAGAUCCUAAUCUGCCAUUACCACUGAGUUUUGUGUUUCCAAAUUUUUUGGGCAAGCCAAAUGCAAUAAAAAACAAUUGUUCUUUUGCGAUGAUGUAUUUGGCUUGUCAAAAAAAUUUGGAAACGCCAAAACUCAGUGGUAAUGGCAGAUUAGGAUCUUUUCUGCCAUUACCACUGAGUUUUGAUGUUGCCAAAUUUUUUUGACAAGCCAAAUGCAUCAUCGCGCAAAAGAACAAUUUUUUUUAUUGCAUUUGGCUUGCCCAAAAAAUUUGGAAACACCAAAACUCAGUGGUAAUGGCAGAUUAGGAUCUUUUAUCAAAAUUUUUUCUGGCAGACCAAGAAUGGCUCCUUAGUGGGCUAUUCUUGGUCAAUUAGUAUACCUAUAUUUGCUGCAUAGGCACGCAACGCAGAGUGUAGCAAAUUAGAUAAUUUUGGUGCACAUUUGAACUAUAUACUUUAUCUAAUUUCGUAUUUUACUGACAUAUAAAUACAAAACUAAUAUGACCAUAAUUCACGAACCGAUUCUUUCAUAGGAAUAAGAAUUAAAUAUUUCAUUAUCUUUACUGUGAAAUGGUUCUCAUUAAAAAAAAAAAUUUUUUACGCAAAAAAUAUCAGCAACAUUUUGAUUAAUCUACUGUGCUAUGUUUAUGGAAAUUGCUUUAUUGUCUUUAUAAUGUUUCAGAAUGCGAGAAUUGGACAUAAUUAGUAUUUUUUUCUGUAUCAUUUUGCACUAAACUAAUAGAUACAGUAAUAUUUAUGAUUAAAACUUAUUUAAAAAAUUUAUAAUACCUAAAUAAUAUAUAUAAUAGCACUCAUUUAAUCUAAAUUAUCUCUUUUAAAUAUGUGCUAAAUUCAUUCACUGCUAUAUUCAAUAACUUAUUACGAGCUUUAUAUAAUAAAUAGCUCAUAUUUCGCGCUUCAAUUAUAAAAAUGGCCCAAAUAUACAGUAUAACUUAAAAAUAAAAAAAUUUAAAUGUGCAAUUUAAUUAUAGAAAACCUGAUUAAUUUUUCUAAAUAUUAUUCAGUUAUAAAAAUAGUAAAUUAAUUAAUGUUAUCAAGAAUUUUCUCACUAAUUCAAAUACUAAAUAUUAAUAAAUUCAUUAAGAGGGUCUAUGUACAGUAAAACACCAUAUACAGGGGUUUUGUAUCAGCUAUAUUUUUUGCGUAAAAAAAUUUUUUUUUUUUAAUGAGAACCAUUUCACAGUAAAGAUAAUGAAAUAUUUAAUUCUUAUUCCUAUGAAAGAAUCGGUUCGUGAAUUAUGGUCAUAUUAGUUUUGUAUUUAUAUGUCAGUAAAAUACGAAAUUAGGAUAAAGUAUAUAGUUCAAAUGUGCACCAAAAUUAUCUAAUUUGCUACACUCUGCGUUGCGUGCCUAUGCAGCAAAAUAUAGGUAUCUGAAUGCGCAUAGACAUAUGACUUUUACCGAUUUUUCUGUUAUAUGAUAAACAGUUCUCUCAUGAAGAAACGAAUUCAGUUCUUUAUUCUAACGUAGACAGUAAUUGUCUUAUCAAUUACAUAAGCGUUUCGUAUUGCUAUUAGAGAACCAUUCAUUAGUUUCCACAUACUGUGAGCCAGUAUUUGCAAUCAACUGACUUCCUGAAUUCGCUUUCAUGUUAAAAGCUAGGAUCUCUAUUUUUACGAUCUGAACAGAUUUUUAUCUUAAUUAAAGAAUGGUUUCUUUUGUUGCUGAGUUCUUGAAUUCUUUUUAUUAUAAAUAAAAAAACAAAUUUAACGCCAAAUUUGACUGUAAAUUUACUCAGUAGAUUGCGUGAUGCCAGGUGCCAAUUAAUUUUUUUUUCUGUGAUGAGUCUGAUUCGGAUAACAGUGAAAAAAUGAUCUUUUAUUGUACCUAAAUCCCUUAUCUCGUAAGGGCUAAAGGACCCCUUUUUACGUCUAGCUUUAAAACUCAAACGAUUAUGGCUAAAUUAAUGAAUGCUACUAGGGGUCUGAAUACCACAGGAAAAGCGAAAUUAACUAGAAUUAUUGCAGCUUUAAGCAAAGGAGAAGCCUAUGAAGCUCCUGCGAGAAGAGAAGAACCAAGAUGGGAGCAGCAGAAUAUUUCAGAACCCGUGCCUGCUCAGGCAAAAAGAGAAUCUUUAUUAAAAGGCCAAUCAAGAGAGAGACAUCAAGAUCCAGCCCCUAACCCAAACCGCUAUGAAGCUAAAAUCCAGUCCCAGAACCCUAGCCAACCUCCUCGUUUCGACUCUAGAGACCAAAACAGAGGCUACCAAACACGUCUUCCUGAAACUGAAAUGGGAAGAAUGAUUGCUGACUACAUAGAGAUGCUUUCUCCUUCUAACACUCUUGAAAUGAUCUGUUUCGGCUUGCAUAACUUAGAGACUGUUAUGGAUGAGGCUCUUGACAUCUCCCUUGAAAAUUCUGAUCUGUUUUUAAAGCUUUUCGGGCUGAUAGAAAUCCCAGUCCCUGCUAAUUAUGAAAAUUUGCAAUACCAAUUACUAAAAGGACUAAGCACCAGAAUAACCCGUGCAAGGGCAGAAGAUGCAGCUCAACAAAAUGGCCUUUCUCGACUCGUCAAAGCUUAUAACGAAGUCUCCUCAAAGCUUCAAAUCGCUGUCAUUGAUCUUCUUGAGCAGCUAUUAAAGCUUGGAAAAAGGACUCUUGAUAUACCAUCUUUAAUUGCAGUUUCCUUGUCACCAUAAAAUUAAAUGGUGACGUUUGACGGAAAUUGAAAUCCGAGGCGUGGCUCUACCCUAGGGAGCUGAUCACUUGGGCAGGCGGUUCAGAUCAGAAAUCCAAAAUGGCGACCUUUCAUCCCUCUUUAGUCUCAUGGGGCGAUGGGGUUGUUACUUGGAGCCAAGACUAGGCCAAAGCUAGUGGGCUUGCCCCCUUAUGGCAGUUUAAUCGUUUAAGUUGAAAUAAGUUGUCACCAUACCAAAGAAUCAAUGAAGUCGGAAUGAGAGCACUCGCAACACUUGCUGAUCCAGGAGAAUCUCAGGUCCCUGAUGCAAUUUUUGAAAAUCAUAUCAGGUUUUUCAUAGGUGCUUGCACUUCAGAUAAAGCUUCAAGCGACUACAGAAAUGCAGCUGCAGCAUGUCUAGCAGGCUUAUCAUUAAGAGAUUACCUUAAACCUCAAAUUGAGUACUGCGGAGGGAUCAAUACUUUAAUUUAUCUAUUAAGAGACAGCAAUAUUGAUGGACAAAGAAUGGCUGCCAAAGCACUUGUAAAUUUGACCUCCACAAAGAGAGACUUAAGGCUCAAAAUAAUCGCAGAGCUGUCAGACGAAAUAAAGAAAAUGUAUAGGAAUGAGCUUGAUAGCGUUGUCGCAGCUUAUUUGCAGACUUUAGUUCAAGGCAGAUAA